AUGGCCAGGGUGAUCCUGCGAGGGGUGCUGAAAUAUCAGGAGCCUCUCCUGAGGCGGACCCAAGCCCAGCCCGAGCCCCGGAAUGGGCCCUGUCUGUGUGUCCGUGGUUGCUGGGGCGGUGUUCCCUGCAUCGAGGCCCCAGCGGAUCCCGUGCAGUGGGGGCCAGUGCCCCCUAGGCGAGCGAAGACAGACCUGUCUCAGAAAUCUCCCCUGGACUCCGCUGAUGGGCCCAUCUGUCUGGCCAAUGAGCAGCACCCGGUGGCUCAGGGCCACCCCAGGCUCGGCCAGGCCCAAAGGGGGGAAGGGGGGCCGGGCCGAGGGGGCCGUCCAAUCGGGGCGCAAUCGGGGCGCGCCGGGCCGGGCCGGGCCGGGCCGGGCCGGACCGGGGCGGACGGGCGGCCGGCCGGCCGGCGGACCCAGCAGGAGGCGGCCCAGCCCCGGACCCCGAUGGAGCGUCCGGAGGAGGCGCUCCCGGCGCCCGGCCCUCCGCGGCCCCCUUUCCUCCGGGUGCCCCCGCCCAGCCUGGGCUACGGCUCGUUCCGCGGGCGCGGCUCCCCCAGCCCGGACCCGGCCCCGGCCCCGGCCCCGGCGUCCGAGCUGUCCCGGCGGGAGGGGCCCGCCCCCGCCCCGGGCGGGGAGCUGAUCCUGCCCCUGUCCCCCGGGCUGGUGAGGGAGCUGUCCGAGCCGGGGCCCGGGGCCCGGGGCCCCCUGGAGCUGCGGGUGGACGUGCGGGUCAGGCCGGCGGCCGGGCCCCCGUCCCCGGCCCCUUCCCCGUCCCCGUCCCCCACCCCCACCACCCGCUUCUUCUCCGUGCCGGUCCCGGUCCCGGGGCCGGACUCGCCCACCUUCUCCUCCCGGGGCGCGUCGACGCCCACGCCUUCCCCGGGCAGCACGUGGGGCCGCGGCCCGCACCCCCUGGCCGGGCUCGAGGGGCGGGGGGCCGCCCGGGAGGGCCCGGGGGGCUGCCGGUGCCGGGAGCUGGGCCCGGAGGACAAGGACGGGGCCAAGGCGCUACCCCCCGCCUGGGCCCACGAGGAGAAACUGAGCAAAGCCAUUGCGCUCAUAGGGCUGCCCAUGUACAUGAAGUCCCUCCGCUGGGCUCUGGCCCUCAUGGCCCUGCUUUUUGCUGUGGCUGUGAUCACCAUCACUGCCCUGGCUUCCCGAGCCCCCCAAUCAGGGAAGGGCUGCAGGCCAUGCUCGGCCGGCUGGCUGUGGGCAGAGGACCGGUGCUACUUCUACUCCAGCGAUGCCCAGGAUUGGGCAGCCAGCCACGAAUUUUGCUCUGCCCAUGGUGCAGCCCUGGCAGUGCUCACCCGGCCUAAGGACUUCCUCGGGCAGUUCCAAGCCUUUGGGGGGCCCUACUGGUUGGGGCUCCGACGCAGCCCGACCGGGUGGCGAUGGGAGGAUGGUUCUCCGCUUCCUCCUGACCUCCUCCCAGAGAUGGGUGGAGAUGAUGAGCCUCAAGGGCUAGGCUGUGGCGGCCUGGAGGAUGGGAAGAUUGUGGCGCUGGACUGCGCAUCCCCCACACGCUGGAUCUGUGUCAGGACUUCUCAGUGACCCUGACUCAGGGCCCGGGCUAAAGUCCGAGUUCCCUGAGCAGCCGAGCAGCCAGCAUCAGCACUUGUGGACUGUUGACUUUAGCCUUGCUUCUACCCCCAGUGUACAUAAGCGUCAUCAGUGAGACACUCCAUUAUUCAGUCCCAUGCCACUACUUGUAAGUAUCUCUAUGUCUUCCUUGUGGGCAGGGAAUGUGCCUCUGUGCUUCUGGUGUACUUUUCCAAGUGCGUACUACAGUGCAUUGCACC
Tachyglossus aculeatus (Australian echidna) is the source of this 1805-nucleotide messenger RNA. RefSeq names its product killer cell lectin like receptor G2 (gene KLRG2). The transcript is spliced from 9 exons. NCBI's taxonomy places the organism in Eukaryota, Metazoa, Chordata, Mammalia, Monotremata, Tachyglossidae. The record is from RefSeq and is a predicted model, not a curated record. The coding region runs from base 1 to 1557 and encodes 518 amino acids.